AUGACGCAGGCAGAGCGUCCCGAGACAUCUUCUUCUUCACUGCGUGAUGGUGACAGCGUGCAAGAGUGUUUUGCGUUGGCCCCACCGAUGGUGACUUGCCUGGUGCGUCACAUUGAUCGUGCGAUGGCAGAGGUUACCACCCCGCCCAUUAUUGAACGCUGCGUUGUGGAGCUCCAGUCUUAUUUCCAACCGCACAUUGAUGCCAGCAGGGUGGUUGAAAAUUGUGUCCCUGGUAGCAAACUGCAGCUGCAGUUCGGCAAGGCGAUGGAUAUAAACGCCGGCACCAGCUCUUCGCUGCUCCAUGUGUACAUCCUUGCCGUGGAUCAGCCGUACUCGCGGCCUCGUCUAUUAUCGCACGUCGUGAAGAAGUGGCGCACUCUCUUAGAGGGCCUCGGUCAAGAAGGAAGUGCGUUCGUGAUGUUGUACCAUCAGGACCUCGUUGACGCGGCGAGAUUCAGUACACAACGGGCAUCUGGUUUGCCCGGUGACGUUCAUGGGGCGAAGGAACCGGAUCAACGGAAGGCGGAUGCUGCCGUGGCGGCAUUGGAGCCGUACUUUGAGGAACUCAAGGCACUCCAUUUUGCGCCGCAUCAGAUGUGUGCGUACCUUCCUAAUGAGGCUCCUAUCCGCAUUGUUGAACGGCUGCGGGCGGUAUUUGCUGAACGUACCGCACGGCUGACUGCGGCGUUUGAUAGUUAUCAGCAGCGUCAGCUACGCUCUUCACACGCCAGCUGCAGCAACAGUAAUUAUAGCAACGGCAUUGCGACAGGGACGGCGGAUGUGUGGGACCUGCAUGAGUGGUGGCGAAGAGGGUACGAAUUGGCGAUACACCUUUUGCAUUUUGGUGCUGUGAGUGAAGCUAUGAAAGUCUUUGCAAAAAUGUUUAGCCUGUACUACUACCACUCCGAGGAUUACGGGUUUCUGAAGAGUAGGGCGACACUCGCACGGCUGGGAAAGCUUCCCAACGUCUUUGAUCCCAGGGCCUUUUUGACCGAGAGUGAUGGCUCCCCGUCCGUUUUGCUGGACGAGGCGGAGAUUUUGGAGGGGCUUCUUUUUAUCGUAGCCUGCGAGAUGUGGUGUGCGCUGCAACUUGGGCUCCGCAAUGCCGCCUUUGCGCGGUAUAAGGAGUUCUUGCAGGUGGCACGGGAGAAGUUCGCGGAGGAGACUACAUCAAAAGUUACAGAAGUGUGGGAGCUUUUUUUCCUGCUUCGCUGCGCACUCUCCGCGAUGCGGCUAAACUGGAACAUUGCGGUUUUGGGGACUGGCGGAGGUGACAUGUCGGCAUCAGUUGGAUCGAGGCUGGCCGAUACGGUUCAGCACCAUCAAGAAGGGGAUGGUGAGCCAUCGUCAAAACGGCAUCGGGGCAGUUUGGAUUGCUCCGAAACAUUAUCCACCUCAGUGAUUAACGAAUGGGGCAACUCCGUUGCCUCACCCAACAUGGAAAGUAUUUUGGUGUCUUCUCUCGGAAGCUUCGUGGAGGGGUCGGAGGCUCAACGAGAAGGAGCAGAACAAGAGGGAGGAAAGGGGAACAGAAAAGAUGCGAUGAAGGUCAAUCGUGUGGCAAUGACAGAGCGACUGCUGACGUUGUGUCGCAUUCUCCACGUUUCCUGGUGCAAGGACUCGCGUUGGAUGUGUCGACUGCUCACUAAACUCUCGACAGACGCGUUGGAGUUUCUUGUGGAUCUUGCAGCCAUCAUUGGCUAUCGUGAGACAGGCGAGAUGGUCGUUCCGCUUCCGUCCGCAUUACCUCCGCAUUUACCACCACCAGAAGUCUCUGAAUUUGGGAUGCCGGAGAUUGCCUCCGCUGCUGCCUUUGCGUCGUUCUAUCGGACACUCGCGGAGACUUCUGCUAUUGGGUAUUUCCUGCUGGGCGACCGGCGUCUUGCACACGAACUGUACUAUAAGUGUGCACUUUCUUACCGCGUAGAGAAUCCCGCCGUGACCGCCGAGUUGUGUCUGCAGCGGCUUAUUCCCUUUUGCCGGCGUCAGGGCUGGCUGCAGCUUCAGGCUGUUGUUCACUGCCUGUUUGUGGAGUCGAUGGAUCUUGUCAUGCGGCAACGCGAAGAAAUCUGCCAACCGCCGCUAAAAGAAGAAGAAACGGUGGUGUUGAAGGAGUCGAUUUUGUACAUCAUUGGCGCCCUCAACGAGCGCGGCGCGUUGCGGGAGGAAAUUUAUAUUCUCUGCGGGAGGCAUUCUCCGGCAACUUGGUGGCGCCGUCUGAGAGAAAUUGAUAGCAAAUGGAAGAACCGCAAUGAAGCGAGGGAGGAGCCGAGUUAUAGUCUUUCCCUUUUACUCCGGGAUCCACACGUGUUCUGUUUGCAAUCGGACUCUCUGCAGGAGAAGUCAAAACGGGAGUUGGACGAAACGACAUCAUCAAAGGAACUGAAAACCGUGGGGGAAGUGGAAGCCAUGCCCGCGUUUCCCGAGAUGCAGGCAAAGCUUGGGGACACGUUCCUUCUCCACUUCCAUGUCACUUGCCUUGUGGACAUUUUGGGCCCCGCGAAGGAGGAGGAAGAGGAAUGCUCCUGUAUCACACUCACUGCAAUGCUUGCGUCAAAGAAGGAUUGGACGGACCCCCUGGAACCCAUACAUCUCGUGGAUGUGACCAAAGUGGUGCAUUCUUCCUAUAACGAGGAGAGGCAGCAAGUUGAGUGGGUAUGGGAAUUUCAUCCAUGCCGAGCUGGCGAGUAUCAUCUGCUCUGCAUCACGCUGCGUGUGGGUAUGACAACGCUUGUGUACGUGCAUGACCAAACCGCAACUUUGUCUGCUGGAAGAAUUGCCACCCCGCCGGCUGACGAUGUCUCCAGUAGUGGGAGAGCGAUGCCACGGUGUUUGCUCUCGUUGCCUGAGCCAGACAUUGGCAUCCGGUUGCAUGUGUCUCCACCCGAUGAGUCCCAUUGUUUUGGUGACAUGCCGAGUUUUUUUAGAGUUUGUGUAGAGAUGGAGCGGCCACUGAUUGUUCCGCAGGACAGCACGACUCAUGCAUCACUGUUAUCAUCCGCAGCAUCGGCGGGACACGACGGUGUGGGCUGCAAGAGUUGUUCCUUUGAUGCGCUUGUCCCGCCAGGCUCAGUUGCCAGCACAAUUACAACCGCAAUGCGUUCACCGGGCCAGUGGGAUUCGCGUCACCACUUUAUGACGGAGCCAGCGCCGGAGCAAGAUCCGAGGGCAUUGGCCCUUAUUUACGUCCAUCUUCCAAGGCGGCACGCCAUGCAUCGCCCAUCGCUUACUUCAGCCUCCGUCAACACUCCAGCGCAGAGGUCUUUCAGGGAGAGCACGUUGCUGCACGAUGUGGCAGCAAUCCGCCGUACCGAUACCGAUCAUCUUGCCAACAACUCCUUGAGUGGCCUCAAGAUGAGUACCUCAGGUGUUAUGGUGUCCAUUUCAGACGAAAAGACGGGUGCAUUAACCACGGUACCGGUCAAUGAACAACGUAUCAUGGCACAGCUACCAACAAUUUUCCGUAGUUGUAGAGGAGAAAAAGAGUUGUGUGGCGAGGAUGGCAAGGGAGAUUGUGUGAAUUCCAUGCAUCUGGAGGGCAGCGUACUACUAACGGUACCGAGACCACAGUGUUGCUUUAAAAUUUGCCUUAACGAAACCAAGCGUCAGCAUCAACAAGAAGAGGAAAAGGAGAACCUCGGUAAGUUGUUGGGGAAAACACGUCUUGAGUGCCUAUUGCCCGUCCUGCCCAUCUUUAUGUCGAGCACAGACGAGUGUGCGCAGGUGUCACUUUGCUGUCAGCGCGACAUGGAGUCAUGCACCACCAGUGUCUCCGUGCCAUUUGGCUUUGCUCAGGCUUUUAAGGUCCAAUAUGCCUUUAAGUGCUUUCAGAGUCGUGUGUACUGUCUUGUGCAGGUGGAGAAUGUGCUGAAUAAGACCUCUCUCUGGCUCCGUGGUGCGUUUCUGGAGUUGCUAGACACAGAAUGCUAUUAUAAACUUACCCGGGUCUCUUUCACCCACGAGCGUCUAAUGUUGCGUGAGUGGAAGCCUCACGAGACGAUGCAUCUAUUCUUUGAACUUACCCCCUGCUCUGACUCCUGCAUCCGUGAGAAGGAGGUUUGCCAUCGUGUGCGACUGCAGUUGAUAUAUUCGAGUUGGUCAAUGGCGUCAGAGAUGACGCCGUUGGACGCGCACAUUCUGCGCCCGAUGCACAUCCACUCGGGGCAUUCCUCUGGUGACAACAGCCCUGACGCAGCCCCACUUGCUGCUGGGAUAACUGCCGAAAAGAGUCUCGUUGGAGCGUUGGAGAGCCAUCAAGAUCGCACAGGGACAAACUCAGUGAACAGCAGUGGCGCGGAGCGGCCAUUUUUUACUGUCAAACAGCCACAAGUCUACCGCAAUUCUGCGCAGUUGGAGAAGUUACGGGCCACAUGUAACACUUUCCAGGCUCCCGUAGGGACGUUUACAUCGAAGCACUCUUGCUUGUUUAAUGCCAUCAUUUUUGUAGAUCCGCAGCAUCUUAAAGAUCACCACUGGAGCCAUCUGGGGUCUGCAGACGACGCAACCAGAAAACUCACCCCAUUGGUGCGGAACCUCAUUGAAACGAUUAGUGAGGAUUCUUUCGAUGACGCUCCAGCUCCCGUUGGGGCGUCGCCAGUGGAUCUUCCGGGCGGCUGUGUGUUUCCUAUCGGUGAGCCCAUUCGCUUCUCUGUGGCGUUGGAGCCGCUUGCACACAACUGGCCAGAGAACAGUGACGGCGAGGAGGAAUUUUUUAUUACCUUCAAGGCCGAUCCUUCCGCAUGGCUGGUUACUGGGAAGCAACGGCUUCGUCGUGUGCUUUCGAUGAUGGAGGAGGAGACGUUGUACUUCACGGCAGUGCCAGUUCCGGCGCUGUUUUGCUCAUUUGCCGAGCGAGAGGCGGAUCGUCGGCCCCAUGGGCGCGAGGACGACCAGCAUGGGAAGGCCGUACAACUGGGUCGGAGGAAGCAGAAGCUCUCGAUUGUUCCCACGCCCACCAUUGAGAUGCGUUGGGCGUCACGCAAUGAUGCGAACGGAGAGGAGACAAACGCGGAGAACAACAUGGUGGCCAUUGACGUGGUGCAGUUCCGUACAUCCAUGCGCAUUCGGCAUUGA
Molecule: messenger RNA, 5073 nt
Organism: Trypanosoma cruzi
Lineage: Eukaryota; Euglenozoa; Kinetoplastea; Trypanosomatida; Trypanosomatidae
Exons: 1
Coding region: 1-5073 (1690 amino acids)
Source: RefSeq, a predicted model, not a curated record